GGAACCCAAUUUACGUCUACUUCAUGUCGCAUCAAUGACAAGUGGAACGGAAUCAAUAUUUUUGCAUUUAAUACUGUAAUAUUUUGCGUUUUUAAUAGAUCCAAAUAAAUCACAUCCUCCUUUAACGAAUUGACAUGCGUAUGAAUAUAGAGUAUACUACGUAGAAUACAAGAAAGGGUUGACAGAGUCCUUCAAUGAAGCUGGCAAUGAUUCUAGGCCACUCGAUACGGAAAUUCUCGGCGCCAGUUAUUUACGACGAGACAAAGUCUAUUAUAGUCUUCCAUUUGGUCAUUCGACAUUGAAUUUUGACUAUGCAAGCCAAGGAUAAAGAAAGCACGUUCUUUUCAUCAAAUUAAAUAAUACGACAUUCUUGCUUUUUAUUAAUUAAGAAAUUACAUCUGGAUCGGCGGACGAGCUGAUGGAAAGUAGUAGGCUCGAAACAAAGAGGUGGAAACGAUAGGGAAAGGAUGAAACGAGAAUAAAAGGCAUUGAAAAAAGAAGGAAAGAAAGCAAGCGAAGAAAAAUAUUCGAUCCGAUUCGAAGGAGAGAACUGCCAACAACCCCACGAGGCAUCGAGACGCAUGCGCGACGUAUCUUCAACGAAGGUUCGAGAACGUAAGGAGCUCCGUUGCUUUAUCGACUAUCAUCGUUCUUCCCUCGCAGACGAAUUCGUGGAAUGCGAGAACGAAGACGCGCCUCAUGAUCGUCCCUUUCUAAGCCGUGAAAAGGAUGAUCAAGGGAUUGGUACAUUCGACUCUUCCGAAAGAUAUACUUGUCUACUAUCCACGAAUAAUACGAGGAUUCGAUAUGCGACUCAGGGAGGCCAUCGUCUCGCUACCUUUUCAUCCAGGAGGAUUGAACAACAAUCAGCUUCAUAGAAGUAACGAGAAUCAAGCGACGACGGAGGAAAACGAUUCAUCCUCGUCGACGGAUUUCGGCUUGGAAGAAACGGUCGAGUUUCACGUCGCCGAGGACACUACCACGUGGUCUUCGCUCGCCAUAGCGCGGGACAACAUUCAGCUUGAAUCGGCCAACAACGGACGCAACAACAUCAACAAUAAUCUGACCACCUCGAGGAUUCGUCGAAAUAGUUCGAUCGAUAGUCUUGCCGAUUACGAAGGGCGUAACUCUUCUCGGGAGGAUUCGUCGUCCCACGAAUUGACACCGUCCGAGUGGUCGGAUCUGUCCGAGGAGGGAAAUCUUCCGUCUGGUUGUUGCGGGAUCGUUAAUACCAACUAUCCAGGAUUUCAACAUCUGGCGCCUUCAUUGCUCUCGGAUACCGACCUUACCGAAGACGAGCACGACAGCUGCCCGGAUUAUAUCCGUUUGAAUGACAUCGACGGUCGCUCCAGCGAAAACGGCAACGAGUAUAACAAUAAUAUCGACGAGAGUAUCAAUCAUCUUUGCGGACAGAGAAACGAUCGAAAGACCUUUUACGAAAAGCCUAAAUUUAAUAUACAGACGGUGACUUCUCUGUACGAGUCAGUGGUGCCACCCUCGGAGAAGUGUAUAAACUACGUGAAGAGCGUGGAGGUUUCGAGGUCGGAGGAGAAGGCUCUUUCGCCAGAACCGGUGAUCAUCGAGACUGAAAAUUUCUUGACAUUGGAAUCCGAAGAACCGUUCCGUCAUUCCGAGGAGAUUCUCAAAAACGAACACGACAGAGAGCUGGACGUAGAGCUCGAGGUCUUCAAAUUGUCAAUCGGCGUGAAGGAGACGUUACAAUUUCCAGAAAUCGAGGAGAUUUUAGAUUCGGGAAAAACCAGCGAAGUAGGCGAGACGGAGGAUAGCGUGGUGGAGCACAUCGACCUCAUACGCGAGGCAAAGGAAUUGCCUCGCACCGACCGCUCCAAAAUAGGCAAUCAAGCAACGACAACGUCGACGGCGACGGCAACGACGAUCGUGUCGAACGGUUCUCCUGGUGACUCUGAGACUAACACCGACACCGAAGGUUACACCGAAGAACAAUCAACGUACACGAAGCUCGAAGAAAUUGAUCUUCUCUCGAGCAUCGGUCGAGACAUCGGCGUUGAUCUCGAAAAAUACGUUCAGUCCGUUCCGGACGUCGUAGCCAUGGAGGCCGUUGACACCGUGCGUGGCUCAUCGCGCGGCUCUUCACGCGGCUCUUCGCGCUCCGCGUCCGGCAAUCGCAACAUGCUCAAGGAUCCUGUCUCGGAAGACACGAACAAGAUUUUAGAUCGAGAUCUUUCCGACGCGUCGAGCGUCGACUGUAGGAAGAAAGAAAAGAUGGUGAGAAACCAGGCAAAGAGAAGACAACAACAACAACAACAGCAGCAGCAACAGCAGCAGCAGCAACAACAACAACAACAACAACAGCAACAACAACAACAACAACAACAACAACAACAACAACAACAGCAACAGCCAGUUCGGUCGUCCAACUCGCGACGGCCGGAUAAGCGAAGGGCCGAUACCGAGAGCGGUCCAGGUGGAUUUGAUGUCUUCAAUAUCGAAACGGCAAUGCCAAAGAUCGACUUGGAUGCGAUCGAGUCGCAUUUGAGAGCUGCGCGUGAAGAAGAGCGACGGGAAGAUGACAACGACACGACGAGAGCACCCGUCCCGGUACCAGAAGUCAAGGUGCUUGAGAAACCGAAAGAAGAGAAAGAUCCCGAGAGGGAAGAUUUGAUCGCUCGAUUCGAUAGAUUGAUCCGAGGAGAUCCAGAUGAUACGCUUGAGCGACGGAACGACCGUGAGGAGAUUAGAAGAAGACUCGCAAUGGGUCCGGACGCCGAAGACAUGCGCGCUGAACGCGGAAGAAAGCCAAGCCUUCAGUCUCGCCUACAAAGUGGCAUGAAUCUUCAAAUUUGCUUCAUGAAUGAGACACCAUCGGACACAGAAUCGUCAUGUUCGGAGAGCGACGCUUUGCCAGGAUCUACACCAAUGUCCCGUGGAUCGAAACAGCAAGCGAAACAGCAAGCGAAGCAGCAAACACCCGCCAGACCUCAAGUACUCAGCCUUCCACCGUUGAGACUCGACUCUGGUACAAAUUCAGCACCGGUGGACGAGGCAGACUUUUUUGCACGCCAAGCGAGACUUCAAACGGAAGCACGCAUGGCACUUGCACAGGCUAAAGAAAUGGCUCAUAUGCAAAUGGAAGUGGAAAGGCAAAGGCUCAAACAAAGUCCUAUCACGGAAAUGGUACGAUCCAGUCUGGAAAAAGUUGGCAUUCAACUGGGGGAGGAUAGGCGACGGUUGUCUAGAGUUUUACUCACGGAACUCAAUGUUGCACAGCUUCAAGUAAUAGCUAAUGAUCUACACGCGAGAAUCGCUGCUUUGAACGAAGCUCUGGUCGAAGGACUCUUGAGAAGGGACGAUCUACAUAUGGAGCAAGAUUCGAUGCUCGUUGACGUCGAGGAUCUUACCCGAUACUUAGGUGCCAAGCAGGAAUCGAUGAAAAAGAAACAACAAACGGCUGCGGCGAAUCGAAACAAUCAACAGACGACGAUCGGUCAAACGAAGAACAUGAUCAAGCCAAAGUUGACGCACCGUAGUUUAGUCGCUCUCGUUAGGAAAUAAUCUUUUGCCACGAGACUACGUAGUCUCGUCGGAAAUUAAACGAGCGGAGCUAUUCACCAGGGACGAUGAAGCUUUGCAGCAUUUUAAAACGUUCGAAGAACAAAAAGGAAGACGAGAAUUAUUACAACCGGAUGGAUAAGAAAGCUGCAAUCUUUGAACGAAAAAUCCGAGGUGUGCCUGCUUAGACUUUUGCAGACAGUGUUUCAAAGGAAAGAAAAAAAAAAAAAAAAAAGAAAAAAAAAAGAAAGAUUUUUUUCAGAAUUUCCAAAGGUUUUUACAGCUUUGUCGUUGUCAAGUCGCAAAGUAGUUUUACCUACGUACGUAUAUACAUAGACGGUCAAGUAGCAACGAGCAAGAUUAACUACGUUUCAGUCCGAGAGGUGCACUCUCUUUCUAUAUCCGGAUCCAGACGAUCUGAUUGUAAUCCACAACUAUGCAUGCAUAUGUUUACCGAGUGUAUCGACAUCGCCUUUAUAUAAUAGUGCGCCAAAAUAACGGCAAAUCUCCUCUAUGUUGUAUAUAAGUCGAGAUUUUUUAGUGGAUGCACGUAUUUACGAUUGUAUUUCCUUCAUUGUCGCGUACAUAAUUUCGUUCUUUUCCAUGUCUUCCAAAAAUUAUCUCCUCCUUUCGUUUCUCUUCUUUUUCUUUUCUUUUCUUUUUUCUCUUAUUCUUUUUCCCGCUAUGAAGAAACGUGUGUUACAUAUCAAACAGGUAGAAAAAAUAUAGUUUUAUUAAUCGAAUUACAUCUUCGCGCCUACGAAGAUUCAUUUCUGUCGUUAUCAUUCGAACUAACAAAAGGCCGUGCAUUGAAGGAAAUAUUAAUAACCGUGCGAAUUUCUUUUAGACAACGUCGUCGAUCAAUUUGCAUAUCACUAUUCAUGCAUCCGAAAGUAUAUCGGAUUUUCCUACCUUAUGUCGCAUAUACGAUACUUAUGACAAUUAAUGAAUGCAUCCCUCUCUUGGUGGAAAGUAGUGAGAUACGUUGAAGUAGGUACACAUUUCUUAUCCGUACAAAAAGUGCAGGAUGUUACCUCACUUGGCGUGUCAUUCUUGCGAAGACAACGUCGUAACGAUCUCUACGAAACACUCUUCAACACGCGUGGUACACACGAACGUUUCGCAAAGAUCUAUCUUAAUUAAUUCAAGAAGCGCUUCAUCUACGAUGCGUUGUCGUGAAUGAACGCUAAAGGAGGCCGCUAAUUAACUCUGGAUCGUGCAGUCUAAUUAGUUGUUUGAGCAUUGUUUAUCAUCUCGAAACGAUGAGACACAAAAAUCUACGUCUUUUUGUGUGAUAACGGCGUAAACGUAAAGCACGAUAAGGCAGAAAACAGUUUGCAUGCACGUUUAUACGAUAAUUGAAUUUGCAUUCUUUCGUCUCUUCGUUGAUGCAUUCAUCUGCCGAUCUUCGUAUGCUUGGAGAAAUAAAUAGAAUCUCUGAUCGAGCUUUAACCGCGCAUAUAAAAGCACGAGAUAUACGUGAUAUUGUCGUGCGUGUACGCGCGUGGAUGCAGGGUGAUAUGCACUUCGAAGUGCACGAUCGAUUCGAAAAGCAAGUGAUGUAACAACGAAGGAUUUUAAUAUUGUGAGGCCUUGCAAAAGAUAGGAAGAAAAGUAACAAGAUUCUGGAUCAUCGAGACAAACACAGACACAAGUACGAGAUACACGCAGUAGAAGAUAUUUAUAAUAUUAAAGAAAAUAAAAAAAUAAAAAA
Vespa mandarinia (Asian giant hornet) is the source of this 5245-nucleotide messenger RNA. RefSeq names its product Schwannomin interacting protein 1 (gene Schip1). The record is from RefSeq and is a predicted model, not a curated record. Gene Ontology annotation, biological process: positive regulation of hippo signaling. Lineage: Eukaryota; Metazoa; Arthropoda; Insecta; Hymenoptera; Vespidae. Gene Ontology annotation, cellular component: cell junction; plasma membrane.